Molecule: messenger RNA, 2459 nt
Organism: Rosa rugosa (rugosa rose)
Lineage: Eukaryota; Viridiplantae; Streptophyta; Magnoliopsida; Rosales; Rosaceae
Exons: 2
Coding region: 74-1036 (320 amino acids)
Source: RefSeq, a predicted model, not a curated record
AAUUAAAUACAGGGAGCCCUAAAUCGGUCGUCUUCCCCAAAAUUUCCAAAGCCAAAGGGCUUCUUCGAUUCCAAUGACGACGACGAGCAGUGAGAAGAAGAAGAAGACUCGGGAGUUGCCGAACCUGACGGAGUGCCAUUGCUGCCACCUCAGAGUCGACCUCGCCAAAUCCUCCAAGAACAACAAGCUUCAGAUUCUCUACAGCGAGUGGCGGAUCGUCCUCCUCUGCAACAAGUGCUUGGCCCGCGUCGAAUCCACCGAGCUCUGCUCCUACUGCUUCAACGACUCGUCGUCCGGCCACUGCUUCUCUUGCCGCCAGUGCAGGCGGCGAGUCCACAGGGACUGCGAUUCCGAGUACCGCAGCGCCGCCGUCUGGUCCGGGUCGUCGUCUGCCGCCGCCGACGAGGUCUCUGUCUGCGCCGAUUGCUGGGUGUCGGAGUCGCUGGCCAGGUGGAGGAGAAGUAGAAACGUCAGUAGUGGUAGAAAGAGUAGGGCGGAUUUGGGAUUGGGGAGAUCUAGGGUUUUGAAUUAUGGGAGGAAAUGUGAUCCAAAUUCGACUGAUUCAUCUACAGAGGAGGAGGCCGGGUGCUUGAGACUUGAUGAUGUUGAAGAAGAAGAAGAAGAAGAAGAAGAAGAGAUUGGGGAUGAUGAGCCGUUGAAGGAAGGACGAGGGAGUUGCUCAAAUGGUGUCGAAUCGGAGUCUCCACCGUCUUAUAAACAAGAUGACUGCAACUAUAUCGCUUUGCCGAAAGUCGAAAUUGGGAAUGCAAAGCUUGAUCCUUAUUAUUUCAAGUACAGGAGGAGGAGGAGCAGUGUUGAUCACUCUCUGUUGACAUACAAGAGGAGGAGCAUUGUUGACUGCUUUAAGAUUGAUUGUCCUCUGUUGACAUAUAAGAGGAGAGGCAGUGUUGACUAUCGGUUUAUGUUUACGUAUAAGAGGAGGAGGAACUUUGAUCAAUCUAUGUUGACAUAUAAGAGGAGGAGACCUGAAAUCGUUUACGCGAGUUCAAGGAUGCAGCUCGAGGGUCAGUGCUGAAUCCUGAUAGUUCAGAGAUGCAUGCCUGCUAAAGCCAAACAACAAGUCUACCACUAGAAAACUACAACCUUUUCUAAAUGGUAGGGGAAGCAACUUCAAUUCAUGAUAAGAUUCUAGACUAUGUUAAAGAUCCUUUUCACUUGGCAUGUUUCCUAAGGUAUUGGUUGGACUGUGGAAACAGAACGCUCUUAUUAAUUUUUGUAUAGGAUUCUUCUUUUUUUCCUUGCAAAUGUUGGACAUUUUAGUUUUCUGAAAUGAGACUUUGCAAUGGAUAUUGGAAGGUGGGCAGAGUAAAGGAAUAUGUGUUCCUUAACCUAAUUAUGAUUCAGUGACAAGCAGUGAAACCCAAGCAAGGAAACAGGGGACUCGCCAAACCUCUCAAAGUCUGACCUCGCCAAAGCCAAGAACAAGCUACAAAUCCUGUUCAGCGAGUGGUUCAUCGUCUUUUUCUGCAAGAAAUGCGUCGUUCAUGUUGAAUUCAUGGAGGUGUGCUCCUACUGCUUCAUCAUUUCGUCAUCCCAUGAAGAUUUAUCUUGCUACCAGUGUGAGCGAAGAGUCCACACAGACGCUGAUUCUGAGUAGCGAAGUGUUGCGCUCUGGUCCAAUUACUUGUUUGCUAUGGAAGUUCUGACCGAUUACUGGGUUCCUUAAUCCCUGACUGGGUGGAGAGGGGUUGUGAGAAGUAGGAGCAAUAGGAACAAGUUUGAUUAGGGACUGAGGAAGUUUAGGGUUUUGGCAGUGGAAAUUGAGAGGAAAUGUGAUGCCUUUGAUUUAGAAAGAAGCGGAGACUGAAGAUGCUGAUACUGAUGCCGAUGUUGAUCCUCAAUUGAGUGGUUGUGUUUCUGAAUCAUCUACAGACGUUGGUUGUUCGAAGCUGAAACAGUGGGGGCUUGAUCUUGCAGAAGAAACAUUGGGCUUGAUGGACUGUUGAAGGAUGGAAGUUGUACAAAUGGUGUUGACUUGGAGUCUCCACCUUCUUAUAAACAAGAACACUGCAUCUGUAUCACCAGGCCAAAGGAACGAAUACUGCAAUGCAAAGUUCAACCUAUUUUUCCAAGUACAGGAGAAGGAGCACUAUUGAUCACCGUUAACAUCCAAGAGGAGGAGCAGUUUUCAUCGCUGUAAGAAUUUGAGCACCAUUAAUGUUGACAUAUAGCACCAUCGGUUGCUCUUUGUUAACACAUAAGAGGAGGAAAGCUGAAAUCCUCUACACUUGUUCGAGAUUAAGUUUGAUCAAAGGUAGCAGCAUCACUAACGUUUGAUGAAAGUUAGCUUUGAUUAAGUUUACACUCUCAUGUCAUGGUUACUCAGGCAUUGGUUGGACAGUGUAAAAGAACAGGAGCAUCAUGAAUCACUCUUAUACAUUUAAGAGGAGAUAACCAGCGGUAUCUGGACAUUAGAGUAACAUAACCAAAACCCUCCA